Neopsephotus bourkii (Bourke's parrot) is the source of this 3600-nucleotide messenger RNA. RefSeq names its product mitochondrial translation release factor 1 (gene MTRF1). The record is from RefSeq and is a predicted model, not a curated record. Lineage: Eukaryota; Metazoa; Chordata; Aves; Psittaciformes; Psittacidae. Gene Ontology annotation, molecular function: translation release factor activity. Gene Ontology annotation, biological process: translational termination. The coding region runs from base 435 to 1802 and encodes 455 amino acids. The transcript has 10 exons.
GAGAAGCGCGGCCCCGGGUGGCUGGCCGGCUCCCGCCCUGCUUCCCGCCCUCGCCCGGCCGGGGGCGACACCGGCCCUUGCCGGGCCCCCACACGACAGAGGGGGGCUCUCCCGGCCUGCUCGGCGGGGCCCAGACAAAGGAAGGUAACGUGGACGAACCGGGACGAGACAGCAGCAGCCCCAGCUCCCCCGGGCAAGAGCGCCCGCCACAUCCUUCCUCGCUCAGCCGGAGCCAACUCCAGCAGCGGGCGAAGUAACCCGCGCCGUGGGUCGGAGGACACCGAGCGAGACCAGUGUGCGAGAGUAGCGAAGAGCGGCGGCGGAAGGAAGAGAGAGGUGCGGGACCGGUGGCUCACCAGGAUCCGCUUGAAGAGGUUGCUCUCCUUGGGCGGCAGCGGCACGGACGGCAUGCUGGUGGAAAAAUAAGAAGCAAAAUGAAACCUUUCCAAAGGGUCUGUCGUUUCAAGAGCCUGCUUGCCAAUUGCUGCUGUCACGGUCAGCUUCACAGCUGUCUUCUCCCUCCCACUGCAAAGAAGAUAGGUUGUGCAGCGGGACUGCACAAUGGUGGAUUUUGGAAACCAAAAUCUUUAUUGGACACGGCUAGAUUCACUCUGUCUUUUAACAGCAGGCAUAGGAAAAACCAUCAGGAUUCUCAAGCAUUAUGGAAGCAGGAAGCAGUGCAGAAAUAUCUGGAGACACUAAGCAAGGAAUACCAGCAGGUUAGUCAUCUGUUAAAUGCUGACUCAGUAAAUGACUUUGAGCAAAGAACCCUGAGGAGAAGAUGUGCCGAUCUGUCCCCAAUUGCAGCUGCAUUUCAGAAAAUCAAAGAAGCUGAAAAAGAAGUUCAGGAGUUAGAAGCUAUGUGCAAAGAGCUAGAUAGCAGAGAUGAGAAACAACUUCUAGAGCUUGCCUUAGAAGAGAAGGAGACCUUGGAUAAAAAAAUCAACGUGUUGUGCAGAAAGCUUUUCCAGCUUCUAGUGCCAAAGGAAAAAUAUGAUAAAAGUCAUGUCAUACUAGAAGUGACAGCUGGCAGAACAACUGGAGGAGACAUCUGCCAACAGUUCACUAAAGAAAUGUUUGAGAUGUACCAGAACUAUGCAGACUAUAAAUGCUGGACCUUUGACAUUGUGAACUAUACACCAGCUGAGAUAGGUGGGUUGCAUCAUGCUUCUGCUCAUAUUUCGGGAGAUGAUGUCUACAGGCAUCUGAAAUAUGAAGGAGGGACUCAUCGAGUCCAGCGAAUCCCUGAGAUGGGCCUGUCAUCACGAAUGCAGCGUAUUCACACUGGGACAAUGUCAGUUAUUGUUCUCCCUCAGCCAGAGGAGGUUGAUGUUAAAGUGGAUCCCAAAGAUUUGCGUAUAGACACAUUCAGAGCCAAAGGAGCAGGAGGGCAACAUGUUAACAAAACUGAUAGUGCUGUGAGAAUUGUGCACCUUCCCACAGGACUAACAGUUGAGUGCCAGCAGGAGCGAUCCCAGCUGUUGAACAAGGACAUAGCUCUGCGAACACUGAGGGCUAAGCUGUACCAGCAGAUCAUUGAAAAACAGCUCAAUCAAGAACAGAGUGCCAGAAAACUGCAGUUGGGAACAAGAGCCCAGUCAGAGAGAAUCCGUACUUACAACUUCACCCAGGACAGAGUCACUGACCACAGGAUCUCGUACGAUGCACGCAAUAUCAAGGAAAUUCUAAAUGGGAAAGAAGCACUGGAUAAGCUCAUCAACAGACUGCUGGAGUUUGCAGAGAUGGAGGCUGUCACUGAGUAUCUAGAAAGUUUGCAGGCUGUCGAAGGAGGAGGCUGCUGAAGGCCUUGCAUGGAGAUAGAGCAGAAAUGUGUUCGGUAGGAAACCAGAUGCAUUUGUUACAUAAGUCUGUGCCUCUGUUUUUCAGGGUGUGAUGCUACUCUUUUAUACUUGGGUGCAAAUGGAUUGAAUUCAUUUUAGCAGAAAAGAACAAGCUUGGGGUACUGUGUGUGAAUACCAUCCGUCUUGGCAGCACGGCUCUGUUAAGCUGGACCUCUUGACAUAUUGCAGCUGGAAAGACACAGAAUCGUGGUGAUGGAGCAGAAUAAAUACUACAUAGUGCAUGUUUUGGAGGUGGCAGAUGUUCCUCUCCAGGUGAAAGAACCUCAGCUCCCCAGACAAUCUAGAACCUGGCCUUGUGAAUGACUUUGAGUGGGUGAGCUUCCUAAAUGCAGUCUCUUCAAAAUAACUCUGUGUUAUGAUGCUUUAAUUUUUAGAGUGAAUAUACAAAAGCAAAGGCAGCAGUUUUGAGGCCUGUCAGCUUGCUUCUAGCCACUCUUGGGUCAGCUUAGGGUGGGACUGGACCGCAUGCUGCAGUGGUGUGUAAAAGUAGGUGUUCUGGUUUCCAGCCGAGUUGAUGAGAUUCCAGGAGAGGUUCAGCCAUGAUAGCAGGCAGCUCCCUGCUUCUUGGUCAGAGAAAAGAAGUUCACUGUGUUGUGUUUUAGCAAACGGGUAGCUCUGCAGUUCAUUUUCUGCCUUGAUGACUUUGGGAAUGUGGGCCUGUCCCUGAGCGUGAUCCAGUUGCUUACAGAGCAUUUGGACACAGCGGUUCAGGAAUACUGAUGUGUUUAAUGUCACACAAACUCAAGAGUGCUCUGCUGAACUGGGCUGACUUGCUACAACACGGUGUUUUUUAUCCUGCUCCUCCCAGGUUUUGCUAUAAAGCUGCUCCUCUGUACAAGCUUUUGCGUGUGAAGAAUCAGUUCAUUGUUAUGAUUUAAAUUAAGCCUUCUUGUUGAUUUAUAUUUGCACAUCUCUUCUGUGAUCACAAAUAAUACAGGACUGAGAAAAUGACAGUUAUUGUAAGGAAAAUAAACACUUUGACAUUGAGUUUAUCUAAAUUGUGUAGUUUUUACUACUGUAUAUUUAACAAACAACAGUUUUAACUUUAUUCAGCUGUAUUUAGAAAGAUGGAACUUGAACCAGGAAGCAAGUAGGAAAACUAUCCUCAGUUUCCCAAUUCUGGAGUUAUUUUUCAGUUCUUUGGCAUGUUUGCACAUUCUUAUCAGCGAGUUUUGUCUGGCAAUUUCUGACUUGCUCCCAGCACUUUUAAUUAUGAAAGCUCUUGGGUUUGCUUGGGCUUCUUUCAAUGUGUAGCCCUGUGAGUCAAUUGGGAAACACCACCACACAAUUUAAGAGUCAUCGGGACACUUGAACUUUGACUUCUUGCAGUAAGCAGUUCAGAAAUAAAACCUGCAGGAAGAUCUGCAGCUCAACUUCUACUUAAGGCAGUAACAGAAAUGCUAUGAACUAGUUUAUGUGCAUUCCCCACCUUUUAGAAGUGCAGAUCCUUAACUCUCAAGGGCAUCGCCCAUCAACCUUAGAGGAGCACAUAUGAGGACUACUGAAUGACAAUGUUAACAUCAGGUUUAUCUAUUCAGCUACAUUUGGAAAGUUGCUUCAACAAACGUCACCUAAACUCUGGUAAGAACUGUAAAAUUAAGUUUUAACCAGGGUUAUUUGUUACUUGUAAUUGAUGCACAGAACAAACCCCUUUCCAGUAAGUGCUGAAUGUGCUACUGGAAGGCACCAGACACUUCUACUGGUGACCACAAAAUUACAGUAUUUAUUUUAAGAAGCA